Messenger RNA from Fusarium coffeatum, 1389 nucleotides. RefSeq lists its product as uncharacterized. Gene Ontology annotation, biological process: regulation of DNA-templated transcription. The coding region runs from base 1 to 1389 and encodes 462 amino acids. NCBI's taxonomy places the organism in Eukaryota, Fungi, Ascomycota, Sordariomycetes, Hypocreales, Nectriaceae. The record is from RefSeq and is a predicted model, not a curated record. Gene Ontology annotation, molecular function: DNA-binding transcription factor activity. The transcript has 3 exons.
AUGAGUGAGACUGCCAAGGUCAAGAAAGAGAAAGCGUCAGCCAAACGUAAUAGCGAGGCACGUCGUGAACAAAACCGUCUCGCGAGCCGGAAUUACCGAGAGAAGCGGAAGCAAAAAUUAGCUCUAUUGAAUGAACUGCUUGAGCCAAGCAAUGUUGCUACUGAUAUUACCGAUGAUGCUCAGACGAAUCCCGUGCAGGGACUGAACGGACCGAGUGAGUUGUAUGCUACUCAGCUGCAAGAACAAUCGUUAUCAGGAGCACCUUCCUCUGCAACAACGGCUGGAAGCCAAGAUAUGAGUGCCUUUGGGAGCGCUGGGCCAUAUAUGUGGGAGGACUCAUCCCAAACAACGAUACCAACGACUUUCUUUCAACCCAUGCCUCCAAACACUCUUCCAUUGACCAACCUGGACGAUGCUUUCAGUCUUACAAACCAGGAUCCAUGGGGAGACAACAUGUUCGGCUUCUCAAUAGACUCUCAGAAUGCCUCUAAAAUGACUUACAUAGACUCGAGGUCAAUAGAAGAGGUUUUUGAGAGCAGUCCAGAGUCAGGAGCCAGCCCGGAAACACCACCCAGCGACGAUGGCAACGAUGAGACCCUCAACAAUGUCUUGAGUGGUGUAGAGAAUCUUACUUUGGAACAAAAACGCUCUCUUCUUCGACGGCUACAACAAGAUACCCAACCUGCAACUCCAAAGCCUCAUGUUCCUUGGCACCAGGCAAAACCUCCAACUGCAGGUCAACUACGAGCCAUUGAGUUUGCAAAAGCGUUGUACAAAACUGCUCAUGCCAGACCAACGCUUCUGCCCACACAAUACACGAUGGAGACAGGUAUCUUUGGGGCAAUAUUUGCCAAUUGUUAUGCGCUUGGCAUGGCGGGUGUGGACGAGAUUCUCGGUGAAGAGGGAUGUAGUGUCUUUUCUGUGACGCAGGAUGAAGGACAUCAUCUGUCGCAAUUGCCUCUUGUCAAAUCCAGGUUUCGAGCAUUGUCUCCUGAUCUAAGACCGAUUGAUAAACAACUAACUUUUGGACACCAUCCAUAUGUUGAUGUCAUCCCAUUCAAGAGUUUCCGAGAGAAUCUCAUCAGAGCUUUAGAAAAUAAACCCUCUAUGAUUGAUGAAGGUAUUCUGUGCCACGAUAUACUUGCUGGCGGCUUCACAUGUUGGGGGUCAGGGCGAAAUCCACAUGGCAUGGCUGCAGGUGUACCUUGGGAUUCGCGGAGCUGGGAACCGAGUGUCUGGUUCCUGAUGAAGUACCGGCACCUGGCCGGUGACUGGGACGGAGAGUUGUGGACAAGUGCGAGAUGGUGGCAUAACGCUCGUGGGGAGAGGAUACAGGCAGCAAAAGUCACAGAGAUUGCAAACUCAUUCGAUGGGGCAGCGAGACGAUAG